CCUUGAAAUCUUUACAACUGCCACCACCUAUUAAACAGCAAGGCACGGCCAACCCAUCUCUAACGACAAUUCAUACUUCUUUCCGGUUUGGUCCCUUGGUUCCAAUUUCCUUUUCCAAUCCCAUUUCGUGUUUGAUUUUCUUUUGCUUCAAAAAUUCUUUUAUUUUAUUUGAUUGGUAUCGUCUAUAGGAGAUUAAAAAGAAUACCACCUUGUAUUUUCCGAAAAAGAAAAUAUUUAGGGGGUCUGAGAAAAUUUAGGGUGUGGGCGCUGAAGCUAAACUAAAUAUCUAUUUACUUGGGGUGGGGAGAUCUCAUUGGUGUUGUGGGAUUUUUGGGGGCUUGAUCUGUGAACCCCAAGAGCCAAAUUUUCUGUGAUAGAUAUUAAUUUUGCCAAAAAUAGUAGUAGAUACUAUAUCGUAUUUAUAUUGAAGGAGAGGGAAGUGGAGAAAUAUGUGGAGUUUAUCCAAAAUUUGGGAAAAAGUUUGUAAGGUGGCGGAAGGGGGAUCUCAUUAUUGUUCCAAGAAGAGCGAUGAUAACUGCGGUGGUGCCAGUGACGAGGACUCUGGUCGGGCUUUGAGCAUGACAAGACUAAAAUGUAUCUUGCGUGGGCUGGAUUUGAAGACCUAUAUCUUUCUAUUAAUUUUAGUCCCGACAUGCGUCUUUUUUAUAUAUGUACAUGGUCAGAAGAUCACAUACUUUCUACGGCCAUUGUGGGAAAAACCUCCUCAACCUUUCCAUGAAAUCCCUCAUUAUUACCACGAAAAUGUAUCGAUGGAGAAUCUAUGUAGACUUCAUGGUUGGGGAAUCCGAGAGUACCCAAGGCGUGUCUUUGAUGCAGUUCUGUUCAGUAAUGAGAUUGAUCUCCUAACUGUUCGAUGGAAGGAACUUUACCCUUAUGUAACAGAAUUUGUCCUGCUUGAGUCGAAUUCAACGUUCACGGGAUUACCAAAGCCUUUGGUCUUUAAUAGUAAUCGUGAGCAGUUUAAGUUUGUUGAAUCACGAUUGACUUAUGGGCAAAUUCCAGGGAGAUUUAGAAAAGGAGAAAAUCCAUUUAUUGAAGAGGCAUAUCAGCGACUGGCAUUAGAUUAUCUUCUCAAAAAGGCUGGUAUUCAGGAUGAUGACUUGUUAAUAAUGUCAGAUGUUGAUGAGAUACCAAGCAGACACACCAUCAAUCUUUUGAGAUGGUGCGAUGACAUACCUCAAGUCCUUCACCUUCGACUGAAAAAUUAUCUGUACUCAUUUGAGUUUUUUGUGGAUAACAAUAGCUGGAGAGCUUCAAUCCAUAGAUACCAAUUUGGAAAGACAAGGUAUGCGCAUUAUCGCCAAGCUGAAGUAAUCCUGGCUGAUGCUGGUUGGCACUGCAGCUUUUGCUUCCGCCAUAUAAGCGAGUUCAUAUUCAAGAUGAAGGCUUAUAGCCACUUUGACAGGGUGAGAUUCUCGCAUUUUCUUAACCCUAAAAGAGUGCAGAGAGUUAUCUGCAAAGGGGCUGACCUAUUUGACAUGCUUCCUGAAGAGUACACAUUCAAGGAAAUUAUAGGGAAGAUGGGACCUAUACCCCAUUCUUACUCAGCUGUCCAUUUGCCGGCUUAUCUUUUGGAGAGUGCUGACAAGUACAGAUUUCUUUUGCCUGGGAAUUGCAUGAGGGAAAGUGGCUGAUUUGAAUGGAUGACUUGAAUGUCAUUCCUGUAAAGGGUUUUUGGAUGCAGCUAGGUGGCACCUCAUGGAUAGUUUUAUUUGACAAUUCAUGAUUGGGAGUGUGUCACUGUUGGGAUCAUGCUACCAUGCCGAGCAAUUUGCAUCAUUCUUUAGAAAUGUUUGAGAGAGUCGAUGAAUGCUUGGAUUCCUAGGAGAAACUUUGUAUAUAACUUUUUUUGAAAUCAGUUUUCAUGGAGAAUGGACUCAUCUGUUUUACAAUGUUGGGAAUGUGGUGUGAUGGAGAGCGGCCUUUUAGCGUGAGGCUCAUGUAUCACUUUUGUACUGAUAUGGUAUAACCCCAUAAUAUGUGCCCAGAAGAUGUAUGGUUUCUGGGCUUUCCUGAUGUUAGGAAAUUUUGAUUGCAGACUAAUUUAUUCAUAUAUUUUUCUACUA
Messenger RNA from Coffea eugenioides, 2087 nucleotides. Its product is annotated as beta-1,4-mannosyl-glycoprotein 4-beta-N-acetylglucosaminyltransferase. Gene Ontology annotation, cellular component: membrane. Gene Ontology annotation, molecular function: beta-1,4-mannosylglycoprotein 4-beta-N-acetylglucosaminyltransferase activity. Gene Ontology annotation, biological process: N-acetylglucosamine metabolic process; protein N-linked glycosylation. Bases 450 to 1655 code for a protein of 401 amino acids. Lineage: Eukaryota; Viridiplantae; Streptophyta; Magnoliopsida; Gentianales; Rubiaceae. The record is from RefSeq and is a predicted model, not a curated record. The transcript is spliced from 2 exons.